AAGACCCUAGGGUUAUUAUGUGAUAUAAUGCAACUGCUAACAGAGGGCCUACCGCGAACCACGUUCGACGGGUUGCCUCCCUAUCACACUUACGUACGAAUUUACAAGUGCGACAGAGAGGCAACACGUCGAACGUGGUUCGCGGUAGGCCCUCAGAGGUGCCCUAUUAAAAAAACACUAAAUUUACAACGGAAAUUAAUCCUGCCAACAGUGCCAACUUAACAAACAACUGAAUUCAUAUGGUUUGAAACAGUAACAAAACUAAAAUAAUUGCUGCCAACAUAAUGAAAACUGCAAGUAAAUGACAGUUGAAAAAAAAAUACCGUGUCUACUCUAUGAUUACGUUCUGUCGACUGUCAUUUGUCAGUAUCCAACUUCCCGCUCUUUCUUAUGCUGUAUUGCUGUGUUUGUUUAUCAUUCUUGGAAUCAUUCUUAUUAGACUUUGGAGUGGAAAAUAAUAAUGGAUGGCGACGACAACUUUCUUUCGACACCAGAAGAAAUAUCGGCGGCGGCACAAUCAGUUACCGAGAACUUGUUGCCUACAAAAUCGCGGCGUCAGUAUGAUAAAUCGUAUGAGAAGUUCAUGGCGUGGAGACUGGAACACCAGACUACGUCAUUCUCAGAGAAUGUGCUACUGGCUUACUUUAAAAACCUCGACGAACAAUUCAAGCCGUCUUCACUGUGGGUGGAAUAUUCAAAACUAAAGUCAAUGCUUAAUAUAUACCACCAGACCGACAUCUCUAAAUACGCCAAGUUACUGGCUUUAUUAAAACGGAAGUCAGAAGGAUUUAAGGCGAAAAAAGCAAAAACAUUUUCACCGGAGGAAUUAAAAAAAUUCAUUGAGGAAGCACCGGAUCAGAACCAUCUCUUUAACAAGGUUGCUGUAAUUCUUGGAAUAAUGGGGGCUUGUCGCAGGCAAGAGUUACAUAAUUUAAAAAAUAACAAUAUAAUUGAUGCCCAAGAAACUCUAGUGGUUCAUAUAAUGAACACCAAGAACCGAAUCGAUCGCACUUUUACAGUCACAGGGAAAUAUUAUCAUAUCUGUAAAAAGUACAUGAUUCUUCGUCCGGAUAACUGCAACGAUCUGAACUUUUUUGUACGGUAUGCCAACGGAAAAUGUUUUGCUCAAAAUAUAGGAUUAAACACCUUCGGCCAGUUAGGAAAAAAUGUUGCAUCCUAUCUUGGUCUCCUAAAUCCAGAGCUUUACACAGGGCACUGUUUUCGAAGGACGUCUGCAACUUUAUUGGUAGAUGCUGGUGGUGAUGUGACAUCUUUGAAGCGGCAUGGCGGAUGGAAGUCCACAACGGUGGCAGAAUCAUAUAUAGACAACUCCAUUGCAAGCAAAAAAAAAAAUGUCAAAUACAUUAAUGAAUUCCAUAGAAGAAACUACACCCCUGAAACCACAAUCCACAUACAUACCAGACCGUCAAUGCUCCCCAACUUUUACUCAGGAACCAGAUUAUAUCAACGCCACCAACACUAGUAUCCCAGUCCCUACAACCACACCACUAACUAUAUCCCAAAUAAUAGAACAGAAUUCUGACAUCCAUAUAAAUAAUAAUAGCUCAACCACAUCCACCACUCCCAAUAUAAAUAUUUCUAACAACACAAUUCACAAUUUACAUCUUCAUUUUCAUAAAUGAAUAAAACUAAAUUUCUUAAAACAAACUGCGUUUAAUUUUGUCUUUUAUUUAAUCCCUAAGCAGUCGUAGAAAAAGUAAUGUAUGCAACGUUGUAUAAGUAGGUCAAAAAAGGCUCAUGGCGUCUUUAUUAACAAUUUUCGGCUUCGCCUCAAAUUGUUACACACGCCACUCACCUUUUUUGAACC
This is a messenger RNA of Cydia pomonella (codling moth), 1828 nucleotides long. RefSeq lists its product as uncharacterized. NCBI's taxonomy places the organism in Eukaryota, Metazoa, Arthropoda, Insecta, Lepidoptera, Tortricidae. The transcript has 2 exons. Gene Ontology annotation, biological process: DNA integration; DNA recombination. Gene Ontology annotation, molecular function: DNA binding. The record is from RefSeq and is a predicted model, not a curated record. Bases 461 to 1483 code for a protein of 340 amino acids.